Xiphias gladius (swordfish) is the source of this 2874-nucleotide messenger RNA. RefSeq names its product prolylcarboxypeptidase (angiotensinase C). NCBI's taxonomy places the organism in Eukaryota, Metazoa, Chordata, Actinopteri, Istiophoriformes, Xiphiidae. Bases 280 to 1782 code for a protein of 500 amino acids. The record is from RefSeq and is a predicted model, not a curated record. Gene Ontology annotation, molecular function: dipeptidyl-peptidase activity; serine-type exopeptidase activity. Gene Ontology annotation, biological process: regulation of blood vessel endothelial cell migration; negative regulation of systemic arterial blood pressure; proteolysis. The transcript is spliced from 9 exons.
CCCUGCGGGACUGCCCGCCGGCUGCCGUCAGAUUAAAGUUGCUUAAAUACUGGCGAGACGCGGAAGCCGAUGCUUCCCCGUACGACAGCGGGCUGCCCCUGCUCCGCUGCCGAACCCGGGUCACAUGCUGCCUAACGACACCUCUCUGGAUUCGCUGACAGGCGAGUCUCACUUCCUCUCUCUGACGGGACAGGUCUCAGCUUCCUAGCGCAAGAGGCGACCUCGUUAUCAUGCGCCGCGGAGCCCUGUUGCGGUGAGCCGUGUUUGACAGCAGCGGCGAUGAGGACCGGGGUCUGGGACUGGGCUGCAGCCGCCUGCAUCCUGACGCUGUGUUUUGGCUGUUUGCACGUGAUCGCCCUCAAAUCCCAACUUUUCACCAGGUUGGGGGGGUUAGCCUACUCCUCUGAGACCCCCAUCAACUAUGAAACAUUUUACUUUGAGCAGAAGGUUGAUCAUUUUGGAUUCCUGGAGGAUGGCACCUUCAAACAGAGAUACCUUGUGGCUGACAAACACUGGAAGCAGCCUGGAGGACCUAUUUUGUUCUACACUGGCAAUGAAGGCGACAUCACCUGGUUCUGCAACAAUACUGGCUUCGUGUGGGAAAUUGCGGAGGAGUUAGGCGCCAUGCUGGUUUUUGCAGAACAUCGUUACUAUGGAGAAUCCCUGCCAUUUGGACAAGAUUCUUACAGUGACAGCAAACACCUGAACUACCUGACCUCAGAGCAGGCUUUGGCAGAUUUUGCAGUACUGCUUCAAAACCUGAAGAGCACUCUACCUGGAGCCCAGCGCAGCCCCGUCAUCGCUGUCGGGGGUUCCUAUGGAGGGAUGCUCUCUGCCUGGUUCAGGAUGAAAUACCCCAAUAUAGUUGCUGGAGCUCUGGCCUCCUCCGCACCAAUAUGGCAGUUCCCUGGUAUGGUGCCAUGCGGAGACUUCUACAGAAUAGUAACCCAGGACUUUGCCAAAAGUGGCCACAACUGUGAUGCAAACAUUAGAAAGUCCUGGAGGGCUAUUAAUAAUGUCUCCUCCACCGCCUCUGGUCUUCAGUGGCUGUCGGACGAGUUCAGUUUAUGCAGCCCUCUCAAAAACAAGAUUGAUGCCGUCGGCUUCAAGAACUGGCUUCAGGAGACUUGGGUGAACCUGGCCAUGGUGGACUACCCCUACGAAGCUAAUUUCCUCCAGCCGCUGCCUCGCUGGCCGAUCCAGGUGGUGUGCAAGUAUCUUGGUUUCGAUGCCGCUGUGUCUGACUACCAGCUACUGCACGGUGUCUCCCAAGCAGCGAAGGUCUACUAUAACUACACCGGCAGCUCUUCCUGUCUAAACACAUCUCAGACGGCCACCGGCAGCCUCGGUAUUCUCGGCUGGACUUACCAGGCCUGCACGGAGAUGGUGAUGCCCAUGUGCACAGAUGGCGUCCAGGACAUGUUUGAACCCGAGGAGUGGAACUUCCAGGCCUUCUCCGAUGAGUGCAAUGCAAUGUUUGGUGUCAGGCCACGUGCUGACUGGGCGGGCAUAGCCUACGGGGGGAAGGACAUCGCCGCUCAUAGCAACAUCAUCUUCAGUAACGGAGGACUGGAUCCGUGGUCGGCUGGUGGGGUCACCCACAACAUAAGCGGAUCUCUGGUUUCCAUUCUGAUCCCUGACGGAGCCCAUCACUUGGACCUCCGCUACAGCAACGACCAUGACCCUCCCUCAGUCCGCGAAGCCCGCGCGUUAGAGCUGGAGUAUUUUCGGGAGUGGAUCGGGCAGGCUAAAGAGGCACCUCGAACUGCAUCAGCCCCUUAGUCUCUAGCCGCAAAAUGUUACCUGACCAGGAUCUCCAUGAUAUGUGAGCUUUAGCUUUAAUUUGUCUGACAUGGUAUUUCACAGGGUGCUCUCUCCGUCAUUAGGCCAAAGUUUGUCCUUUUUUUUUAAUCAGUGUUGGAGAUGUUUUUUAACAUUAAUUGAAUACACUUCUAUUUAAAAUUUUCAACAUCACUCUCGAUGUCAAUCACUUAAGUUUUUUUAAAAAUCUUAAUCAUGUAGCCGUGUUCCGUGCUAGACUAUCAGACUACAGUUUUCUUUGACCUCAUCGGACUCACUCUCACUUCUUUAUGCCAAAGUGUAAACUUCCAAGGGCUUUGGAGACAGAAAGGUACUGUAUUAUGAGCAAAGAACAAGAUCUGUUUGUGCAGUAAAAAUGACUGAUCACGAUGUAGAUCUGUAAAUAUUUUAGUUCAUUCAUGUUAUAACAUCGUCAUCAAAGGGCUUGAUCCUCCUUACUUUGUGUUUUCUCACAUGUGAAAUUUGCCUAAACCCAUUAUGGCGUCUCUGCCUCCUUUUUGUUUUCUUCAUUUACUGUCAUUGUUACAAACCGACACCGCUUAAGUUUUUUUUUUUUUUUUUUUCACUUGUCAUUCUUUGUCGUCUGAUCAGCCAUUGCUGUUAUUCAGGUGUAUUUGUUCUUUCAAAAUAAGUGUAUAUUAUAAUUUGCUCCUAAACACUAAAAUAAGUCUCAGGAGAAAAGUUGGCACCAAAUAUAAAGAAAAUACAUUUUUUUUUGAAGAUUACCACUGCACUGAGUGUUAUUCACAGCAGAAACAGUGCCUUCCCCGCUUUUUAAGUUUUCUAUUUAUGUCUUCUACCGAUAUUCUUUUCAAGCUGUCGUUCCAAAGAAACACGUCCACCAGUAAAACUGAUUAAAAAGCUACAAAUAUCGUCAUAUAAUCUCUCUAAUUGUCUUUUAAUCAUAAAUGGAUGUAAUGUUGCUCUGUUGAGCAGACUCUUUGUCAUGUUUUAGAGGGGCUGAGUCUUUUAAGUUGCCUCCACCUGGCAGGAACAAUUGCAUUUGCCUGAGAUUUAAUAAAAACCCAAUCGGAGGAGGCCAAUAAAGUGAGU